AUGCUGCCUGCCACACACCGCGCGUGUAUAUCGCGCCCAGGACGUGCUUCGGGGCUCCCUGCGCGCCAUGAUUGCCGCGUGGCGCCAUUGAGAUCGACCGUGACCUGCCGCGCUGAGGACGGCGAUGGCGGCGCGCUCGGCGCCAGCAGCGGCGGCAGCAGCGCCGACAGCGGAGGCGAGGCGGGCGCCACGGGGCGGGUGCGCUCAUACCACGAGCUCCUGAACAUCUACAAAUCCAUGAACCCUGUUCCAAGCAAGAAGAAGAAGGACGCGGGUGGCGCCAAGCAGCAGAAGCAGUCCACCAAGGGCGGCAACGCGAACGGCGGCGGCGGUGCUGGCAGCAAAGCCACGAGCGGCCGUGCCGGCCCCGCUUCUCGGGGGCAGGAGCAGCAGCAGCAGCGCCGCGGCGGCGGCGACGGCGACAGUGGCGGCAACAGCGAUGCAGGCAGGGGCAGCAAGGCCUUGCGGGGCGCAGCGGCAGCCGGUGACAGGGCGGCAUCGCAGCCACAGGCAGCUGCAGUUGCCGGCAAGGCGGACGGCGCCCCAAGCCCCGAGCUGGCGCGCCUCGCCUCGCCGCAGCCAGCGGCGCCGCGUGGCUUUGGCACCCCCAGCAGCAGCAGCGGCGGCAGCGGCGGCAGCGGCGCCGACGGCGCCGGCAAGCGCGGCGACGCCCGCGCGGCGCUCGCGGCGGCCGCGGCCGCCG
Molecule: messenger RNA, 703 nt
Organism: Monoraphidium neglectum
Lineage: Eukaryota; Viridiplantae; Chlorophyta; Chlorophyceae; Sphaeropleales; Selenastraceae
Exons: 1
Source: RefSeq, a predicted model, not a curated record